Molecule: messenger RNA, 330 nt
Organism: Phytophthora sojae
Lineage: Eukaryota; Oomycota; Peronosporomycetes; Peronosporales; Peronosporaceae
Exons: 1
Coding region: 1-330 (109 amino acids)
Source: RefSeq, a predicted model, not a curated record
AUGCCGCAAGAAGCAAGCACCAAGGCGUCCAAGAAAACAACCGAGAGACAGAGCUACACCCCAGCUGAAUCCGCUUACAGCAUGGUUGAGGGUCAAAGAGAUCGUCCAGCACGACAUUCUUGUGCUUCAGCCACCGCGGAAAACAAAGGGACGAAAGAGGAAAACAACUACUACACAAGGCAGAAUUCUGACACGAGAUCAGCUUGGGAACGACCCGGCGCCUUCUCAACCCAAGAAACGAAAGCAACGCAAGCAGCGGGCGAAGAAAACACAGACCCAGAACAAGACGGUAUCGAUCCGGGGCCAGUGCUGUAUGAGAUGGUGCUGUAG